AUGAGCUCACGACUCGGGCGCUACCGGCGAUCCUGCGAUCGGUGCCACGACCAGAAGCUGCGCUGCAGACGGGACGACGGUGCGGCCGUCUGCGAGCGAUGCGUCCGCGCCAAGAGCAAGUGCACCUUUACCGCCAUCACGCGCGCGAAACCGCCCGUGCCGGCGUUUGUGCACUCGGGCUACGCCGACAUGGUCGCGGCGCCUGCGAUGAUGCCGCAGACGGAUUGUGAGUACACGCCGACUUCACCACCUGUCAAUGCUGCCGCUGCUGCGACGUCUCGAGAUCAAGAGCCCGCCUCGUUCGACUUUCUGCUUCAGCUGUCCGCUGCCUCCUCCUGUCCGCCCCCGGGCUCGGCCGAGAUGGAGUGGGAUGACUUUCUCGACCCGACGGCGAGCGCGCAGAGCACCAUCACCGACGACAGGACGCUCGCCGGCGCGACGACGGCCUACGAGUUCUCCCCGCUGACCGAGGCCGACCUGCACGCCAAGCCGUUUGCGCCGGCAUCAUCACCGCCUCGCUGCGACCCCGAUACCGAGACUCGACGGAGGAGCGAUUCCGCGCUCGACGAUCCGACGACGACGACGACGACUUGCUCCGGUUCCGAUUCCCGCCUCGCCGCGGAGCGCCUCGUCCCCGUGCUGUCCACGCUCAGCAUGGAGCUCCACGAGUUCGCCCUGACCAUCCCGUCGGUCGGGUCGUGCGUUGACGCGCGGGGGCGGUACACGCCGCUGGACAACCGUGAGGUGGCGCUCGACCGCAUGCUCAAGCUGUCGCAGCGCUUCAUCGAGAUUCUCAACCAGCUGCACGACGCUGUGCGGGCGACCUCUCCCAGACACGAGAGUGGCGGCUACUCGAGAUCCAGCCUGUCUCAACCCUACGCGGGCACUUCCACCCCGGUCUCGGUAGUAAUAGACCAACCAGGCGAGCUACUGCUCCUGUCCUGCUACACGCGCAUCGUGCUGACGUACCACUCUUUUCUCGAGCACGUCGAGGAGUGCGCCAAGGUGCACAUGCGCGUGCCGGACUACUCGCGGGGAGGAGGAGGAGGAGGAGGAGGAGGAGGACAGAAGUACACGCUGCCGUCGCUGAGGGUCGGCAGCUUCACCAUGGAGUCGACCACGUCGAUGCACGUCUCGCUCCUGGUGCACAUGAUCGAGGCCAUGAUGACGCGCGCGCGGGCGCUGAUGCAGGGGGUCCUACGCGUGUGCGCCGCGGCACCGCCCGGGAUGGGGACGAGGCAGUGGGAUGACGCCGGCGCGCGGCCUGAGCAGUCGGCCGCGCAGUCGGCGCUGGACGGGUUCCGGCCGCAGGAGGAGCGCACGCUGGACCUACUGACGCAAAUCCGGCGGGUCCUGUUCGACGUGGCCAAGGCCUGCUGGCACGCUCGAUUCAUGGUGAGUCGCGUACAUGCCGGUCAAGGCGGACCCGGUGCGGUUAACCGACAGCGGCAUCUCGGCUCUGACGGCCUUUCCGUAUGGGCCGUGCACCGUGCCCUUGUUGGUGGUGAAGACGACGUCGAUGUUCUUAAUGUACUCGUCCGCCGCCAGCUUGAUAACCUGCUCCUCCUCCUGAAUAUAGUUCUUAUGAAUGCACUCGCCAUACCGCCUUAG
Cordyceps militaris CM01 is the source of this 1611-nucleotide messenger RNA. RefSeq names its product Fungal transcriptional regulatory protein. Gene Ontology annotation, biological process: regulation of DNA-templated transcription. The transcript is spliced from 4 exons. Gene Ontology annotation, molecular function: zinc ion binding; DNA-binding transcription factor activity, RNA polymerase II-specific. The record is from RefSeq and is a predicted model, not a curated record. Lineage: Eukaryota; Fungi; Ascomycota; Sordariomycetes; Hypocreales; Cordycipitaceae. The coding region runs from base 1 to 1611 and encodes 536 amino acids.